Micropterus salmoides (largemouth bass) is the source of this 5044-nucleotide messenger RNA. It is a transcript of the gene znf185, whose product is annotated as zinc finger protein 185 with LIM domain. NCBI's taxonomy places the organism in Eukaryota, Metazoa, Chordata, Actinopteri, Centrarchiformes, Centrarchidae. The record is from RefSeq and is a predicted model, not a curated record. The transcript has 28 exons. The coding region runs from base 244 to 4590 and encodes 1448 amino acids.
CUGCCUUCCUUGACUGGCUGGGCUUGUUAGUGCUCACGCCCGUACCUGUUUUCUAGAACGGAGACCGAGACACCUGUCAGACAAAUACUUUCCCUCUGCACACACCAGCCAAACUCAGAGGGAAACACUUAUCACAGACUCUUGACUGAGCUGGGUGGACGUUGUUCUCCUGGACAUACAGUAAAAGCAGGUAACCUGCAAAGAUAGCAGAACAAAGAAGCGAGAGAAACUUCUAGAACAAGCAUGUCAAAAGAGGGGGACAAAGCAUCUGUGUUCCGUAGCACCAAAGUGCGGACCAAGCUGAAGGGAGACGCCAGCUGGUUGCAGCGCAGUAAUGAAACUCAGGCUGAAACUGAGGAGGAGGUGAAGCCAUGGGUAGCAGAAGUAAGGGCCGGCCGUUUGAACGGAGCCCCCAUUGAGACCAGUCCAGUGUUGUCACCAGUGGAAUCCACUCCUCCACCCACCACAUCUGACACUGAAAGAACACCAACAUCAGGAUUCCUGAUCAGAGGCGUUUUCGUCAAACUAGACAAGCCUGUUUCAUCCUCAACAUCUAAUGGCUUAAGUGGAACAACACCAUUCACCAAAAAACCUUCAGAGAACUACAAGAAAAUAGCCCCAUACACUGUGAGGACUGCUUCAGAGGUCCAGGAGGGCCAUCUUAGCCACGAAGAGCAGGAGAAACGUACGGAGGCAGCCAGCAAUGUUCUGAAGAGAUCUGCAGUCAGGAAACGGUCUUAUGUGCUUUCUGCGGCUAAGAAAUAUGAGUCUCAAGAAGAAACACCUGACAUCUCAUUGGUUAAUAGCAGUCCAUCAUUUGUGGCUAAAAGGGUGGAGAUUACUGAUGAUGAUGAGAGUGCUACGACUCCAGCACCUGCCAGCACUCCUCCCCCCUCCCCUGUCGUCCCCGUCACAUCUGUCGCCUCCGCCCCUGAGCCCAUACCACAGAAAAUAGCCGACACCAGUGUUAAGGCAGCUGUUGAUGUCGCUGUUCAACAGCCUGUGGUACCGAAGAUGGAGGAGGCUGCCCCCAAGCCUGUGAAUGAAGACCCUUCUCCAGUGUCUGUUACAGGAAAAAAACAAUUUGAAGACAUAAAACCAGUGGGUACAAAGGUGGUCACUCCACUUCCUGUCCCAGCCUCCACCGCCCCGGCUUCAACUGUCCCAGCCUCCCCUGCAUCGGCUACAACUGUCAAAGCAUCUCCUGCCCCGGCUUCAACUGUCCCAACAUCCACCACCCCGGCUUCAACUGUCCCAGUAUCCACUGUCCCAGCUUCAACUGUCAAAGCAUCCACCGCCCCGGCUUCAACUGUCCCAGCAUCUCCUGCCCCGGCUUCCACUGUCAAAGCAUCUCCUGCCCCGGCUUCAACUGUCAAAGCAUCCCCUACUCUAGCAUCACCUGCCCCGGCUUCAACUGUCCCAGUAUCCACUGUCCCAGCUUCCACUGUCAAAGCAUCACCUGCCCCGGCUUCAACUGUCCCAGUAUCCACUGUCCCAGCUUCAACUUUCAAAGCAUCCACCGCCCCGGCCUCAACUGUCCCAGCAUCCACCGCCCCGGCUUCAACUGUCCCAGCAUCCACCGCCCCAGCUUCAACUGUCCCAGUAUCCACUGUCCCAGCAUCUACUGUCCCGGCUUCAACUCUCAAAACAUCCACUGCCCCGGCUUCAACUGUCCCAGCAUCGACUGUCCCGGCUUCAACUGUCCCAAGAUCCACUGCCCCGGCUUCAACUGUCCCAGCAUCCACUGCCCCGGCUUCAACUGUCCCAGCAUCUUCUGCCCCGGCUUCAACUGUCCCAGCAGCUACUGCCCUGGCUUCAAUUGUCAAAGCAUCCCCUACUCCAGUACCCCCUGCCCCGACUUCAACUGUCAAAGCAUCCACUGUCCCGGCUUCAGCUGUAAAAGCAUCCCCUGCUCCAGCAUCCCCUGCCCCAGCUUCAACUGUCCCAGCAUCCACUGCCCCAGCUUCAACUGUCCCAGCAUCCACUGCUCCGGCUUCAACAGUCCCAGCACCCACUUCCUCAGCUUCAACAGUCCCAGCACCCACUGCCCCGGCUUCAACUGUCAAAGCACCCACUACCCCGGCUUCAAAAGUCCCAGCACCCACUUCCUCAGCUUCAACAGUCCCAGCACCCACUGCCCCAGCUUCAACUGUCCCAGCACCCACCGCCCCGGCUUCAACUGUCAAAGCACCCACUGCCCCAGCUUCAACAGUCCCAGCACCCACUGCCCCAGCUUCAACUGUCCCAGCAUCCACUGCUCCGGCUUCAACAGUCCCAGCACCCACCGCCCCGGCUUCAACUGUCAAAGCAUCCACUGCCCCAGCUUCAAAAGUCCCAGCACCCACUGCCCCAGCUUCAACUGUCCCAGCAUCCACUGCCCCAGCUUCAACUGUCAAAGCAUCCACUGUCCCAGCAUCCACCACCCCGGCUUCAACAGUCCCAGCACCCACUGCCCCGGCUUCAACUGUCAAAGCAUCCACUGUCCCAGCUUCAGCUGUCCCAGCAUCCACCACCCCGGCUUCAACUGUCCCAGCAUCCACUGCCCCAGCUUCAGCUGUCAAAGUAUCCAGUACUCCAGCUUCAUCUGUCCCAGCUUCAGCUGUCCCAGCAUCCACCACCCCGGCUUCAACUGUCCCAGCAUCCACUGCCCCAGCUUCAGCUGUCAAAGUAUCCAGUACUCCAGCUUCAUCUGUCCCAGCUUCAGCUGUCCCAGCAUCCACCACCCCGGCUUCAACAGUCCCAGCACCCACUGCCCCAGCUUCAGCUGUCAAAGUAUCCAGUACUCCAGCUUCAUCUGUCCCAGCUUCAGCUGUCCCAGCAUCCACCACCCCGGCUUCAACUGUCCCAGCAUCCACUGCCCCAGCUUCAGCUGUCAAAGUAUCCAGUACUCCGGCUUCAUCUGUCCCAGCUUCAGCUGUCCCAGCAUCCACCACCCCGGCUUCAACUGUCCCAGCACCCACUGCCCCAGCUUCAGCUGUCAAAGUAUCCAGUACUCCAGCUUCAUCUGUCCCAGCAUCCACUGCCCCAGCUUCAACUGUCCCAGCACCCACUGCCCCAGCUUCAACAGUCCCAGCACCCACUGCCCCAGCUUCAACAGUCCCAGCACCCACUGCCCCAGCUUCAGCUGUCAAAGUAUCCUCUGCUCCAGCAUCCACCACCCCGGCUUCAACUGUCCCAGCAUCCACUGCCCCAGCUUCAACAGUCCCAGCACCCACUGCCCCAGCUUCAGCUGUCAAAGUAUCCAGUACUCCGGCUUUAUCUGUCCCAGCACCCACCACCCCAGCUUCAACAGUCCCAGCACCCACUGCCCCGGCUUCAACUGUCAAAGCAUCCACUGUCCCAGCUUCAGCUGUCCCAGCAUCCACUGCCCCAGCUUUGACUGUCUCAACAUCCACUGUCCCGGCUUCAACUGUCAAAGCAUCCACUGCCCCUGCUUCAAAUGUCCCAGCAUCUACUGCCCCGGCCAAACCACCACUGGAACCGUCUCCAAAGCAAAGUUCCAGUGUUGAUACACUCACCGCCUUGUCCGACACCCUCAUUUCUUUCAGCACAAGUUCAACCAGACCCGAGGAGUCAGCAAAGCCUGUUCCCCCCGGCCCAGGACGCUGGAGUCAGGAUUUGCUUAGCGGACUAGACAGCACACAGCGAGAGGAAAGGAAACAGACAGAAGAGACAGCCAAGAAAACACAAAGCUCGGCUGAUCCGUUUGAUCCAUAUCCGAUAGGGACCACAUCCCCUAACAGCUCCUCUGACCUGCUCAAGCCCCUCUCAGAUAUUUCCAUCAACAGUAUGAGCAGUAAUGCGUUGGACUCCCUUGCAGACAACGUCAUCCCUAUCAACACUGACAGGACAAGCCUCAGCACUCAGAGGUCAUGGGCACGCACAUGGGAAACCAGCACACCUCAGCAGACUAACACAGAAGAGAGCCAAGAACCCGAAGCAGGAGGCCAAGCUGAAGAUGAAAAGACGCUGGUCAUGUUUGAGAGAAAAUCAACUGAGAAUGACUCCCCAUGGGACAGGUGGACAUCCCCCACUCUCUAUACUAUCAGUACAACUACAGGAGAGGAAGAGGAGGAAGAGGAAGAAGAGGAAAGCCCCGAGGAUACGCAGACCCAGAUAGUCACAACCGUCACCACUAUCAGGGAGAUACACAGUGAGCCAGAGCCCGCUAUGGAUCGUUAUGAAACCUAUUCCAGGAGCGUGACAGAAGAUGUCCAAACACCAGAACCUGAUACUAAAAAAGGGUUUGUGUUUGUGAAGGAGUAUGUCAAUGCAACAGAGCUGUCCUUGUAUAAUGCCAGAGACACAAUCAAUAGUGGGUCAGAUUAUUUGACAUCAAGCUCUGCCAGUUACUCUUACAGCAGCCCCUCCACUUACACCAGUGGCUCUCUGUCAUCCGCCUGUACAUACUGUGGAAAGCCAGUAGGCAGUGAUGCCAAGAUCUCCAUCCAGCACCUCAAUAUCAACUGCCACCCUGCCUGCUUCAAGUGUGACAUGUGUAGUAAGCCAAUGGGAGACCUUCUCUACAGUAUGUUCCUACAUAGUGGAAAAGUCCACUGCGAGAGCUGCUACUCCAAAGCCUUGGACUGAUUAUCGAAGCUCUUCAGCAGCCUCUUAUCCUCGUCCCCUUCCCUUCACGUUCAUUUGCAUAUAAAGUGAGAACUGGUCUUUCGCAAAGUUUGAACUCCGGAGUGUGUUUAGGGUCAUCAAAGAGGCAGUUAUAGUGACCAAUAUCAUUGCUUAAUGUUGAUUCUUACAUAAGGUUAAAUUUCUAAUUUCUCAAAUAUGUUGUACAAGCUUGUGUUGUUUUUUUCCUGGUGGUGAAAGCUGUAUCUGCUUGAAAUAGUAAAUUAUGAAGGAUAUGUCUGUAUAUAUAUAUAUAUAUAUAUGUAUGAACAGACUAAUACAGGCAAGUGGGGUUUUGGCAAGAAUAAUUAUGCAAAAAAAUUACUAUGUUAGAAAAUGUUUACUUAUUUUGCUCUUCUUGAUACAAAAGAGUGUUCACAUGUGAUGUUUUGUUAAGAAAAUAAAAAGAUUUAUAUGA